Messenger RNA from Saccostrea echinata, 960 nucleotides. RefSeq names its product melatonin receptor type 1B-like. The transcript is spliced from 2 exons. Lineage: Eukaryota; Metazoa; Mollusca; Bivalvia; Ostreida; Ostreidae. The record is from RefSeq and is a predicted model, not a curated record. Gene Ontology annotation, molecular function: G protein-coupled receptor activity. Gene Ontology annotation, cellular component: membrane. Bases 1 to 960 code for a protein of 319 amino acids. Gene Ontology annotation, biological process: G protein-coupled receptor signaling pathway.
AUGGAAGGGAUACCCCCUCUAUUACAAACUGACACGUCAUUAGCAGUGGUGUAUAUCAUCAUAAUUAGCACUGCCCUGUUGGUGGGAACUUUUGGUAACACACUUAUUCUCCUGGUAUCGACCGCGCUCCGGGGAGUCAACAAAUGCGGCAAGGAAUUCAUCGUAAACAUCGCCGUCGCUGAUCUAUGUGUCACAGCGAUUGCAGACCCGCUGUGUAUCAUUGGUGUCACACAAGGAGAACGAUUUUUUGAGGAGAAGAAAUGGCUGUGUGUCUUUGUGGCAAGCCUCUGUCUUACCGCCUGCUUUUGUGCAUUCCUCAGUCUCACUCUCAUGUCGAUGUCACGCUAUAUAUACCUGUGCCACAACCAGGUGUACCACAGAGUGUUCAGUCGUGCCUCCAGCAUUUUGCUUUGUAUUACCUGUUGGGUUGUCGCUUUCUUGUUGGAGACCCCAAAUUUCUUUGGCUGGGGCGGACACUACUUUGAUCAAAAGAAUCACCAGUGUAUCUGGGAUCGGACCGCUAGUUCAUCUUAUACCAUGUCUGUUUCAAUUUUGAUUGGAGGAUCACUCCUUGUAAUGGCGGUAUGCUAUUUUCUUAUUUUCAAGCGUAUCUGGGAAACAAAACGUAAUAUCUACAUAUUGGAUAAUGAAAAUCCCUUGAGAAUGAGGAGAGUUUGGGAAGAAACAGUCCGUUCAUCUAAGAUGUUGUUUUGCAUUUUUGUUGCGUUUGUUGUAUGUUGGACGCCGUACGCUAUUGUUUUGGUUUUAGACGUGCAAGACAAUUUUUCCACAAAAGUUCAUCUUUUCAUAACACUUGUUGCGCAUAUACACUCAAGUGUCAACUGCAUCAUUUAUUUCGCAGGCAACAAGCGCUUUCGAAUGGAAAUUCUUCGCCUUUGUGUCCGUAAGUCGUCUCGAGAAGCACCAUGUACUUCCCAUCCCGAUAUCAUGCAUACUUAA